CAACAAUCAUCCUACAGGAGAUACUCAUCAUGGGAUGCAGGGGAGUGCAACGCGAUACUUAAAGGCGUCCUUUAUUUUGAUCCUGAUCCUCCAACCAGACUAACCAUCAGCUGUCAUAUGACUCACUCAACAGACUUCACUCUUCCUCAUGUCACCAACGUACCGAACGUCAACUAAUUGACCACCACUCCUUACCAGGAUCAAUCUACUUCGCCCUGUAAUGCGUGGCCGGUUCAUAUCCUUUUACACACAAACCUCGGCAUUCCAUUCAGUCUCCAGAAUGUCUUCGAAAUCACUCUCAUUAACUGGCCCUGAAGCUUUGUUUCGCCAAUGCCUUCUCGACUGUCGACAAGAAAUGCAACAUGUCCCCGGAAUGAAUGACCUUGUUCUGCGCUUUACAGGAGGAUGGGUCCGGGACAAAUUGCUGGGCGUACCAAGUCAUGAUAUCGACGUUGCGCUCAGCAGCAUGACUGGCUGGCAGUUUGGACAAGCCAUGCAAGACUUCAUGAAGGUCCAUGGUCCCAAUUACGAAAAGAAAGCCGCUGAAGAAGGGUUCAAAGCUCAACUCAAAGACAUCCACAAGAUUGCCGCUAAUCCAGAAAAAUCAAAACAUCUCGAGACCAUCACCACUCGAAUGUUUGGCAUCGACGUUGAUUUUGUCAACCUCCGCAAAGAAGUGUACCUCGAAGACAGCCGCAAUCCCCAGAUGGAAUUUGGAACGGCCGAAGAAGAUGCACUGAGAAGAGACGCUACUGUCAAUGCCCUUUUCUACAAUCUCGACACCCAGGCGGUUGAAGACUACACCGGACAAGGGCUAGAUGAUAUGGCAAGCAAGAUCAUUCGAACACCACUCGAGCCUUACCAAACAUUCAAAGAUGACCCGCUCCGCAUCUUGCGAUUAAUACGAUUCGCCUGUCGGCUGGAUUACCAGAUUGAAGAAUCUGCGAAAAAGUCCAUGGCCGACAAGACCAUUCACGAAGCACUAAAGCUCAAGAUCAGUAGGGAACGAGUCGGCGUUGAAAUCGACAAGAUAAUGCGCGGCCCAAAUCCUUUCACUGGCAUGGUGUACAUCAAUCAAUUUGACCUGUUCGAUACUGUAUUUGACAACCCACAAGGCACUGCUGAACCUCCGGACUCGAGCAUUGCAUUGGCCUCAUAUCAAACACUUCAGCGAAUUCUAGACGAGAAAUCGACCCUAUAUCAGCUGCUCAAGCCCCACAACGAUCCAAAAUUAAGCUGGCUUCUGGCAGCGUAUACCCCAUGGACUACAUCAUCGAUGCUAGCGUACGAAGCUUCUCGAGAAGGCAUCAAAGCUACAAACACCGAGAGCAAGGUCUUAAAAGACGCCAUAGACUUUCGCCCUUCUAUCCUGGAUACUAUGCGUUUGGUUGAACAAGGAACUGCAACACGGUCGGAUGUUGGCAUGACACUUCGCAAAUGCAAGGAUGCAUGGCGGUCGCAUAUCUUGUUUUCGAUGCUCUACGACGUUGCCACAAGUGACCAAGACCAUGGGUUUGCCACCAUUACUGACCGAUAUCAAAACUUCCUGCUGCACAUACAAGAGAGAUCACUCGAAGACGCCCCCAAACUCGCCCCGAUCCUGAAUGGCAAUCAGAUUAUGACUGCACUGGGAAACCCCAAGGCCGGUCCUUGGUUGACGCGGGCUAUCGAGGUUGUGGUGCGUUGGCAAUUUGAUGCCAGCGACCCUACAAAAGAACAGGCCGCUGAAAUGAUAGCAAGCAAAAGGGCCGAGUUUGGUCUCGAUUGAGGUACAGUCUAUAGUUUGGCCGACGCCAGCUUUUUCGCCCUCACCACAACAUCUCUUGCCUCCUGCCGAACGGCCAGAUCGGACAUGAUCUCCUCACUUCCUCCGCCAAUGACGUGGACUCCAACAUCACGGAUGAUCUGUUCAAUUCGUGCGCCUUUUCCGGUCUUGGUAUAUGCGGCUCCGCCCAUAAUCUGGCGGGCUUCGCGCGAAACCUGCUCCAAGCAGCGUGUGCUCAUGACUUUGAGCAAUGCAGUCAUUCCUCCAACAUUUACCUCUUUGCCCGUCUUGCGAGACGUCUCAAUGAUGUAACAGAGCUGUUCCAGGAAGGCAUGUGCGGGUUCAAUCAAAAGGCCAAAGGAUGCAAUCUUGGCUUUAAUGGGGCCGUGCUCAAUCAGCUUCUUGCCAAAUGUUUCUCGUUCGCAGGCAUAUUCGUAGGCAUCAGAGGCGCACACCCGGGAGAGGCGAAGAGCGGCAGUAGCCAGAGCGAGUCUUUCAGGGUUGAAGUUGGACAUGAUGAGCUGAAAGCCGUGGUUUUCCUUCCCGAUUAUAUUCUCAACAGGAACCUCGACAUCGUCGAAGCCGAUAAAGGUGGAACCUGGACAUGUUAGCAGGGGAGAAAAUUCAACGUUUCAAACAUACCACUAGCAUGAACACCCUGGUUCUCAAUUCUUCUCGUCAUGACGCCUUCUAAGUUCAGAGGAAUGACCAGUAGACUAAUGCCACCAUGCCCUGGACCACCUGUUCGAACAGCUGCGGUACAAUGAGUCGCCCAAAUGCCAUUGGUAAUCCACUUCUUUGACCCAUUGACACGAUAGACGUUUCCUACUCGCUCGGCGGUGGUCUUGAUGUUUGCAACAUCGCUUCCACCGUCGGGUUCUGUGAUGCCCAAGCAGAAACGAUAUUCACCUCUUGCAGUUUUGGGCAGCCACUUCUGUCUCUGCUCCUUGGUGCCAAAGCGACUAAUGGGAGGGCAUCCGAUACCAUUUCCUCCGCCCAACCCCCACAUCGGACCACACCAUCCCAAUCUGUUGAACUCGUCGCCAACGAUGACACCGCACCAUGUGUCCCAUUCAUCAAAUGGGAUGCCCGCGGGGUGUUGAAUUCCACCAGCAUCUGCUGGGUCCAUCACCGGG
Molecule: messenger RNA, 2901 nt
Organism: Exophiala mesophila
Lineage: Eukaryota; Fungi; Ascomycota; Eurotiomycetes; Chaetothyriales; Herpotrichiellaceae
Exons: 1
Coding region: 221-1768 (515 amino acids)
Biological process (GO): tRNA 3'-terminal CCA addition
Molecular function (GO): ATP:3'-cytidine-cytidine-tRNA adenylyltransferase activity; RNA binding
Source: RefSeq, a predicted model, not a curated record